AUGUUUGCAACAAAGACACGCAAGGCAGUGUUGGCAGCAAUCAUUAUAGUGUUACUGGCAAUAUCCAUUGGCCUGAUAGUCUACUUCACGACACGAGAUCGUAAUGACAGUGACCCAAGUGCUGUAGUCUACACGGACAUGCUGUUGCCCACCUGGGUCACACCAACCAACUACCUGUUGCACGUCAACACGUAUCUAAACAACUUCACAUUCACUGGCGCCGUCGUGAUCACCGUCAACAUCACCCAGAAGAAGGACUUUGUCGUGCUCCACGGCGAGAACCUCAACAUCACAUCGAUUUUUCUCGCUCCGACCACUGCCGCUGACGCCGCCACCUACCCCACCAGCUCACAGGUGCCAGCCGGGGCACACGAGCCCCUGCGCGUAACAUACAACGCCAACAACACAUACUAUGUCAUUCAGUUCAAGGAGUUGCCCGAGCUGCUCGAGAAGGGAUCAUUGUUCAACAUCUAUCUCCAGUACAAUGCCAACCUGACAGAUGGCCUGAAGGGCUACUACAGGUCCAAGUACUACGACCCCGGUGAGAAGUACCUGGCACUGACCAAGAUGGAGCCGACCUACGCUCGUCUGGCAUUCCCAUGCUUUGACGAACCUGCCAUGAAGGCCAUCUGGACUAUUUGGUGCGACAUUGACUCGGCCUACACGGCCAUCUCCAACAUGCCCGAACAAGCACGUAACGCUAGUGCACCGGGUCGUACAUUGGUCAUGUUCCAAUCAACACCAAAGAUGAGCUCAUACCUCGUGGCCUUUGUAGUGAGCCAGCUCACCUACUCCGAACACUUGAUCGCGGCGACUGGCAGAAACAUCGAGAUCCGUGUCUGGUCGUCCAAUGCUCUUGCCUCUGCCCGUGAGUACCCCUUAGACAUUGCCGUCAAUGCCACCAAGUUCUACACCCAGUACUUUGGUAUCGAAUACGCCUUGCCCAAGCUAGAUCUCGUUGGUGUCGCAGACUUUGCAUCUGGUGCCAUGGAGAACUGGGGCUGCAUCACAUUCAGAGAGGUCCUACUUUUCUAUAAUGAGACAACUGCCAAUGUCAAUGACAAACAAUCAGUGGCCGAGGUUGUCUCACAUGAGAUUGCCCAUCAAUGGUUUGGCAACCUUGUCACCAUGAAGUGGUGGAACGACCUCUGGUUGAACGAAGGCUUUGCAACUUUCAUGGCUUACCAAGCAAUGGCAUCAAUUUGCCCCGAGUUCAAUACACCAUCAGACUUCCUCAUUGACAUCAAGAGUUCUGGAUUACAAAUGGAUUCAUCAUCUUCCACACAUCCUAUCUCAAACAACUACGUCACUGUAGUGGAUAUCAUUGCAUCAUUUGACUCGAUCACUUAUAAUAAGGGAGCCAGUGUAUUGGGUAUGCUCAAUGCUAUGCUCAACAAUGGCACGACCAACCAAUUCAAACUUGGCAUCCAAUCAUAUCUUAAGAAGUUCAGCUAUGGCAAUGCCCAGACCUCUGACCUUUGGGAUGCACUCACUGCCGCCACUGGCGGCACAGUCAAUGUAUCCAACAUCAUGAGUGCAUGGGUCAACAAGCCUGGUCUUCCAAUGGUCAGCGUCUCGAGGAAUGGCGACACUCUCACACUGGCCCAAUCCAGAUACAUCAAUGACAUCAAUGCCAAGCCGAAUGAUACCACUGUGUGGCAGGUACCAAUCACCAUCCAAACCAACUGCACUACGAGUGCAUCAAACAAUGAUGACAUACUCUUUAGUCAGACGUCGACCACGAUCAAUGUACCAAACUGUGUAUUCACAAUGCUCAAUGCCGACUCGACAGGCUUCUACCGAACACACUAUGACGACGCGCUAUUCAAACAAAUCGGCAACGAGUUGGCGAACGUCAACACGGUCAUCAGUUCACAAGCAGCCAUCGCCUUCCUCGACGACACAUUCAGCUUUGUUCAAUCUGGACAAGUCCAGCCAUCAAGUGCAUUGGAGAUGAUUAGAUUCUUGAACAUUACGAAUCAGAUAAAUGACAACCAGAUAUAUGUUUGGAGAGCAGCAAUGUCUGGCACAUCUUACAUUGGUCAAAGGAUGUCAGACCAGAUGUGUUAUCCACAAUACUCAGCAUACAUUCAAUCACUUGCAACAACAUUAGUGAACAACGUUAAUAAUAUCUACACCACCAACAUCAGUAACACCUACCAACAACAACUUAUAGCCAAAUACGCCAUCUCCAUUGGUAACUCUGCUGGUGUAUCCAACGUCACUCAACAUCUCCACAACGUCUGGGUCCAAAACAUGAACACGCCACAGUUCAUUGAUGUCAAUGUUAGAAGGACUGUAUAUCAAUCAAUUGUUAGUAAUGGAGAUUACCAAGAGUAUAACUGGGUACUUGGUAGAUACCUCAACACUGCCACAUCGAUCAAUGAGAGAGCAGAUGCACUCUCUGCACUUGGAUUUCCCAAGGAAUCCUAUCUCAUCCAACAAUCAUUGAACUUGAUGGGAAAUGGUACGAUCAGAAUCCAAGACCAGAAAACAUUGACAUCGAGUCUGGCAGCGAAUCAGGAGGCGCUUGAUCGAACAUGGGAGUAUGUCCAGGAGCAUUGGGAUAUAUUCCCAAGCAGAUUCCAGCCAGAGCUAUUGAUGACGCUUGCCAACAACUAUGAUUCACCAAUUGCCUACAAACAAUUCAAACAGUUCAUGAGUGACAAGACAUACCUUCCUCAGACCUCAGUGGACUAUGUACUUGAAACUAUACAAAACAACAUUAAUUGGAAGACAAUUAACACCGGACCAUUAUGUGACUACCUCUUUGGAUUGUCCAAUAACCAAUCACUUUCAAAACAAUAUUGA
Molecule: messenger RNA, 2811 nt
Organism: Acytostelium subglobosum LB1
Lineage: Eukaryota; Evosea; Eumycetozoa; Acytosteliales; Acytosteliaceae
Exons: 8
Coding region: 1-2811 (936 amino acids)
Biological process (GO): proteolysis; peptide catabolic process
Cellular component (GO): cytoplasm
Molecular function (GO): peptide binding; metalloaminopeptidase activity; zinc ion binding
Source: RefSeq, a predicted model, not a curated record